CAUUUUUUUAUCUCGGUCUCUCUCAUACACACACUCUCUCUGCCUCUCUUUUCUCGGAAAGAAAGAAACCUUUCACUGUUACAGUGUAGGGUUUCAGUUCUCUACCUCCUUCGUCCCUAGAAAUCGAAGGAGCAGAAGACGAAAACCCAAAACCCUAACUCGGUAACGUGCUCUGACUUCUAUACAGCCCCCUAAUUGCGGUCGAAUCGAUUUAUUGUCGUCUGCCUCGUCUCUUCAUUUCUUGAAUGCCGUCUACCGUUCACAGCUGAAAGUCUUGGUUUCACUGCUCAAAUCUAUGGAGAAAUCGCCCGUUUACGCAGGAUAUCGUCAAUGCUCUUCUCUGCGAUUAGAGCGGCUGUGACGAGAAGGGAUUGAAGAUUGCUUUUUUGAGCUUCUCUGAGGUUUUUUCUGUUUAUCUCUCAAUGUUGUGAGUUGGAAGAGAAGAGGAGAGCCAUGGAAGGAGACGAGCGGCGCCUUGUUCUGAUGGCAUGCGUUGUUUGCGGGACGCUAUUCUCCAUCUUGAGUUCACUUUCAUUUUCUGUACUUUGGUCUGUGAAUUGGCGGCCAUGGCGACUUUAUAGUUGGAUCUUUGCUAGAAAAUGGCCAGACAUUUUGCAAGGACCUCAAUUAGGUAUAAUUUGUGGUUUCCUAUCGUUGUUUGCAUGGAUAAUUGUUCUUUCUCCAAUUGUGGUACUUAUCAUUUGGGGGAGCUGGUUAAUUGCAAUUUUGGGUCGAGAUAUUAUUGGAUUGGCUGUGAUAAUGGCUGGCACUGCUCUUCUGUUGGCAUUUUAUGCUAUCAUGCUUUGGUGGAGAACACAAUGGCAAAGCUCAAGGGCUGUUGCUAUUCUUCUUCUUCUGGCUGUUGCAAUUCUCUGCGCAUACGAACUCUGUGCUGUAUAUGUCACAGCAGGUUCAAAUGCAUCCAAGCGCUAUUCACCCUCAGGCUUUUUCUUUGGUGUAUCAGCAAUUGCUUUGGCAAUCAACAUGCUCUUUAUUUGCAGAAUGGUCUUCAAUGGUACUGGCUUAGAUGUGGAUGAGUAUGUUAGGAAGUCAUACAAAUUUGCUUAUUCUGAUUGUAUUGAAGUGGGACCAGUGGCUUGCUUACCCGAACCACCAGAUCCGAAUGAAUUAUAUACUCGGAAAUCUAGUAGGGCUUCACAUCUUGGACUUCUUUAUCUUGGGUCUUUGUUUGUACUUGUUGUAUACUCCAUAUUAUAUGGAUUGACCGCAAAGGAGUCCCAUUGGUUGGGGGCCAUUACAUCAGCUGCUGUUGUUAUUCUAGAUUGGAACAUGGGUGCUUGCUUGUUUGGGUUUGAACUUCUCAAGAGCCGAGUUGCAGCACUAUUUGUUGCUGGAACUUCACGUGUUUUUCUCAUCUGCUUUGGAGUGCAUUAUUGGUAUCUUGGACAUUGUAUUAGUUAUGCUGUUGUUGCAUCUGUGCUGUUAGGGGCUGCUGUUUCUCGCCAUCUAUCAGUCACAAAUCCAUUAGCUGCAAGGAGAGAUGCACUACAGAGUACAGUAAUUCGCCUUAGGGAGGGGUUCAGACGUAAAGGACAGAAUAGUUCAUCGAGCUCUUCUGAAGGUUGCGGGUCUAGCGUGAAGCGUAGCAGUAGUGUUGAAGCAGGUCCACUUGUUAAUGGUAUUGAAACCAUCUCUAGAAGUACAACACUUUGCGCAGGUGAUGCUAGUAGUUGGAAUAAUGCUAUUCUAGGUAGAACUGCUAGUUCUCAUGAAGGUAUUAAUAGUGAUAAGAGCAUGGAUAGUGGAAGGCCAAGUUUAGCAUUGCGUAGUAGUUCCUGUCGUUCUGUUGUUCAAGAAUCUGAGGUUGCAAUUACAUCUGUUGAUAAACAAUUUGAUCAUACCAACUCUUUUGUGGUCUGUUCUAGUGGUGGCCUGGAAAGCCAGGGGUGCGAGUCAAGCACUUCAACUUUAGCCAAUCAACAGGCAUUGGAGUUAAAUUUAUCUUUUGCCUUCCAAGAGAGUCUGAAUGAUCCCAGGGUUACUUCUAUGUUGAAAAGAAGGGCAAGGCAAGGUGAUCAUGAAUUGGCUAGCCUAUUGCAAGAUAAAGGACUGGAUCCAAAUUUUGCUGUUAUGUUGAAAGAGAAGGGAUUGGAUCCCACUAUUCUGGCAUUACUACAGAGAAGUAGCUUAGAUGCAGAUAGAGAUCAUAGAGACAAUACAGAUAUCACUGUCAUUGACUCAAACAGCCUAGACAAUACCAUCCCCAACCAGAUUUCAUUGUCAGAAGAACUGAGGCGCCAUGGAUUGGAAAAAUGGCUAGAUUUCUCUAGAUUUGUUUUGCAUCAAAUAGCAGGUACCCCAGAGCGAGCAUGGGUUUUGUUUAGUUUUAUAUUCAUCCUUGAAACAGUUGUUGUGGCCAUUUUUCGUCCAAAGACAAUUAAAGUGAUAAAUGCCACGCAUCAACAGUUCGAAUUUGGCUUUUCUGUUCUGCUUUUAUCCCCUGUUGUUUGUUCGAUAAUGGCAUUCCUUCGCUCACUUCAAUCAGAAGAAAUGGCUAUGACUUCAAAACCUCGCAAGUAUGGUUUCAUUGCCUGGCUGUUGAGCACCUGUGUAGGCUUGCUGCUUUCCUUUUUGAGCAAAUCAUCAGUUCUACUUGGCUUGGCUUUGACUGUUCCCCUCAUGGUGGCGUGCCUAUCUAUUGCCCUUCCUAUAUGGAUCCGUAAUGGCUACGAGUUUUGGGUUCGACGUGUUGACUGUGCAAGUCAUGGGGGAAAUCAUCAAAAUUCUGGGACAAAGGAGGGUAUUAUUCUUGCUGUUUGCAUAUUGGUUUUUACUGGAUCUCUCUUAGCUCUUGGUGGAAUAGUAUCUGCAAAGCCUUUGGAUGAUUUAGGAUACAAGGGGUGGACUGGGGACGAGAAAGGUUUCACUUCUCCUUAUGCAUCACCAGUUUAUCUUGGGUGGGCUAUGGCUUCAACAAUUGCUUUGAUUGUUACUGGUGUACUGCCUAUUGUCUCCUGGUUUGCAACAUAUCGUUUUUCUAUGUCUUCUGCUAUAUGUGCUGGAAUAUUUGCUGUUGUUCUUGUGGCAUUUUGCGGUGCAUCUUAUUUGGAGGUGGUGAAUUCCCGGGAUGACCGAGUACCUACAAAUGGUGAUUUCCUUGCUUCUUUACUCCCAUUGGUGUGCAUCCCAGCAGUGCUAUCACUUUUUUGUGGUCUGCAUAAAUGGAAGGACGAUGACUGGAGACUUUCUAGAGGUGUUUAUGUAUUUGUUGGUAUUGGUCUUUUGCUUUCGCUUGGGGCAAUCUCAGCUGUUAUAGCUAUAGUUAAACCUUGGACGAUAGGAGUUGCAUUCCUUUUAGUUCUCCUUCUCGUUGUCCUGGCUAUUGGUGUUGUCCACUACUGGGCUUCAAAUAAUUUCUAUUUGACGAGGGCACAGAUGUUCCUAGUUUGCUUCCUUGCAUUUCUUUUGGCUUUAGCUGCAUUUGUUGUUGGAUUAUUAGAUGAUAAACCCUUUGUUGGGGCAAGUGUUGGUUACUUCUCAUUUCUGUUUCUUCUUGCUGGGAGAGCAUUGACUGUGCUGCUUUCACCUCCAGUUGUAGUUUAUUCUCCAAGAGUGUUGCCUGUGUAUGUUUAUGAUGCACAUGCUGAUUCUGCAAAAAAUGUCAGUGCUGCAUUUCUUGUUCUAUAUGGGAUUGCAUUGGCCACUGAGGGCUGGGGUGUUGUUGCUAGUUUGAUAAUUUAUCCACCAUUUGCUGGGGCAGCUGUAUCAGCAAUUACACUUGUUGUAGCUUUUGGGUUUGCUGUAUCUCGUCCUUGCUUGACACUGAAGAUGAUGGAGGAUGCUGUGCAUUUUCUCAGUAAAGAAACUGUUGUUCAAGCAAUUGCUCGAUCAGCAACUAAAACUAGAAAUGCUAUUUCUGGAACUUAUUCUGCACCACAGAGGUCAGCUAGUUCGGCUGCUCUUCUAGUUGGUGAUCCUACUGUUAUGCGGGACAGGGCAGGGAAUUUUGUUCUUCCAAGAGCAGAUGUUAUGAAAUUGAGAGAUCGCUUGAGAAAUGAAGAAUUAGCUGCAGGGUUAUUCUUUGCCAGAAUGAGAGUUGGUAGGACAUUCCGGCAUGAAUCAUCCAGUGAUGUGGGACACAGGAGGGAAAUGUGUGCUCAUGCACGCAUUCUGGCAUUAGAAGAGGCAAUUGAUACAGAAUGGGUGUACAUGUGGGACAAGUUUGGUGGUUAUUUGCUUCUUUUGCUUGGUCUAACAGCUAAAGCAGAGCGGGUGCAGGAUGAGGUCCGUUUGAGACUGUUUCUUGAUAGCAUUGGUUUUUCGGACCUAAGUGCUAAGAAGAUUAAGAAAUGGUUGCCUGAAGACCGCAGGCAGUUUGAACUUAUUCAGGAGAGCUACAUAAAGGAAAAAGAGAUGGAAGAGGAAAUCUUAAUGCAGAGGCGUGAAGAGGAAGGCAAGGGAAAAGAGAGAAGGAAGGCACUUUUGGAGAAGGAAGAACGUAAAUGGAAAGAGAUAGAAGCUUCUCUAAUAUCCUCUAUUCCAAAUGUUGGUAGUAGGGAGGCUGCUGCAAUGGCAGCUGCUGUUCGUGCUGUGGGUGGUGACUCUGUUUUGGAUGACUCUUUUGCUCGAGAGCGGGUUGCCAGCAUUGCUCACCGUAUUCGCACAGCUCAGCUAGCUCGUAGGGCACAACAGACGGGAGUUCCUGGUGCUAUAUGUAUUCUUGAUGAUGAACCUCUAGCUGGUGGAAGGCAUUGUGGCAAGAUUGAUUCCAGCAUUUGUCUAAGUAAAAAAGUAAGCUUUUCUAUUGCAGUCAUGAUCCAGCCCGAGUCUGGGCCGGUUUGUCUUUUAGGUACUGAGUACCAGAAGAAAGUUUGCUGGGAAAUCUUGGUUGCUGGUUCAGAACAAGGCAUUGAGGCUGGACAGGUUGGACUGAGAUUAGUUACUAAAGGUGACAGGCAAACUACUGUUGCAAAGGAAUGGAGUGUUGGUGCAACAUGUAUUGCUGAUGGAAGGUGGCAUAUUGUGACAGUGACUAUUGAUGCUGACCUAGGUGAGGCAACUUGCUAUUUAGAUGGUGCCUUUGAUGCAUACCAGAGUGGGUUGCCUUUGCACACAGGCAAUGGAAUUUGGGAUCAGGGAACUGAGGUCUGGGUUGGCAUUAGGCCACCAACUGAUUUGGAUGCCUUUGGGAGGUCAGAUAGUGAAGGAGCUGAUUCCAAAAUGCAUAUCAUGGAUGCUUUCCUAUGGGGAAGGUGUUUGACUGAAGAUGAGAUUGGGGCUGUCCAUGCUGCUACGAGUUCAACUGAGUAUGGCAUGAUAGAUCUACCAGAUGAUGGCUGGCAGUGGGCAGAUUCACCUUCAAGAGUAGAUGAGUGGGAAAGUGACCCUGCAGAUGUUGAUAUAUAUGAUCGGGAUGAUGUAGAUUGGGAUGGUCAGUAUUCAAGUGGAAGGAAAAGAAGGCCAGACCGUGACGGUGUGGCAAUAGAUAUGGAUUCUUUAGCGAGAAAGUUGAGAAAACCUAGGAUGGAAACCCAAGAAGAAAUUAAUCAACGGAUGCGAUCAGUUGAGAUGGCUGUUAAGGAAGCUCUAUCUGCAAGAGGGGAAGCCCAUUUUACAGACCAAGAGUUCCCUCCUAGUGAUCAGUCUUUGUUUGUGGACCCAGAAAAUCCCCCUUCAAAGUUGCAGGUCGUUUCUGCAUGGAUGAGACCAGCAGACAUUGUGAAGGAAAACCGUAUGGAUUCUCAUCCAUGUUUGUUUUCUGGGGCUGCAAACCCAUCUGAUGUUUGUCAGGGUCGGUUAGGUGACUGCUGGUUCUUGAGUGCUGUUGCUGUUUUGACUGAGGUUUCUCGAAUAUCACAAGUAAUAAUUACUCCAGAGUUUAAUGAGGAAGGAGUUUAUACAGUUCGCUUCUGUAUUCAGGGUGAAUGGGUCCCUGUUGUUGUUGAUGAUUGGAUUCCUUGUGAAUCGCCGGGAAAGCCAGCAUUUGCUACAAGUAGGAAGGGAAAUGAACUCUGGGUUUCAAUAUUGGAGAAGGCAUAUGCCAAGCUUCAUGGCUCUUAUGAAGCACUGGAAGGUGGGCUUGUCCAAGAUGCCCUUGUGGACCUUACUGGAGGAGCUGGUGAGGAGAUUGACAUGAGGAGUGCUCAAGCCCAGAUUGAUCUCGCGAGUGGAAGACUUUGGUCUCAACUUCUGCGCUUCAAGCAGGAAGGGUUUCUACUUGGUGCUGGAAGUCCAUCAGGUUCAGAUGUGCACAUCUCUUCCAGUGGAAUUGUUCAAGGGCAUGCUUACUCAGUAUUGCAGGUAAGAGAGGUAGAUGGCCACAAGCUGGUUCAGAUCCGAAAUCCCUGGGCCAAUGAAGUUGAGUGGAAUGGACCAUGGUCUGACUCCUCACCUGAAUGGACUGAUAGGAUGAAACACAAGCUGAAGCAUGUUCCUCAGUCGAAAGAUGGCAUUUUCUGGAUGUCUUGGCAAGACUUCCAGAUUCACUUUCGUUCAAUAUAUGUUUGCCGUAUCUAUCCCCCGGAGAUGCGUUAUUCUGUGCAUGGGCAGUGGCGUGGUUAUAGUGCUGGCGGUUGUCAAGAUUAUGAUACAUGGCAUCAAAAUCCACAGUUUCGGUUGAGGGCUUCUGGGCCAGAGGCUUCAUUUCCAAUUCAUGUGUUCAUUACCUUGACUCAGGGGGUGAGUUUCUCAAAGAAGGCAGCUGGUUUCAGGAAUUACCAAUCCAGUCAUGAUUCAAUGAUGUUCUACAUUGGGAUGCGGAUUCUCAAGACACGUGGCCGUCGUGCUGCUUACAACAUUUACUUACAUGAAUCAGUUGGUGGAACGGAUUAUGUCAACUCUCGGGAAAUAUCAUGUGAAAUGGUCCUGGAACCCGAUCCCAAGGGAUACACUAUUGUUCCCACAACUAUCCAUCCAGGGGAGGAAGCACCAUUUGUUCUCUCUGUUUUCACCAAGGCAGCAAUAACACUGGAUGCUAUAUGAUACAAUAUGGUGGCCUUCUGUUGGUGAAUCAUACUGUACUACAGUUGGGGUGCUUCUGCAUGGUUUUGGAUUGCUCGCCAUGUCCUUGGAUUGUGCAUGCCAGCAGGCAGAUUUCAAUUGGUUCAUAGUUGUUUUCAACAGGGUGAGUCGAUCCAAGGGCUGUGGUUGAAUCUUGGCAACAAGGGCAGCAUUUGGCAGCAAUUUGAUGGGAUUCUUCAGUUGUGCUCUUUUGUGACCUCAGGGCUACACGGGAUCCAUUAUUCUUGGAUGAAAUGGACAUAUGGAAGAUCCAACUUUUGGGUUAAAGCCUUAAAAGGGCAAAUGGUGUGUAUGGGGACGGAAUGAAUAGGCACUUCUAUCAUUCCUUGUGUGACGGUGUCAGAGGAGGGUUGGUGGUUCAAUCUGUAAAUAGUGGUGUAACGGGGCUGGAAUGGUAUAGGUGUUGUCAAAGUAUUGUAAAGUUAAAAAAAUGAGGAAAAGAAAAGAAAAGGAAUAGAAAAAUAAAUUAUUGUGUUUUUCAUUGGGGGGAGGGAAUAAGAUGGGCCAUGGCAGCUGGGAAGGGGUUUGCUUUGAGUUUCAGCUGCAGUUUUUCUCAGUUGGCCACUGUAGAGAAUGCUUCUUGUAUUGUAUGUAUAUCGUUCUUUUUCUUGCAAUAUAAUGCCCCCAAUUUUUAAUGCUUCAUUUAACA
This is a messenger RNA of Nelumbo nucifera (sacred lotus), 7630 nucleotides long. RefSeq names its product calpain-type cysteine protease family (gene DEK1). The record is from RefSeq and is a predicted model, not a curated record. Gene Ontology annotation, molecular function: calcium-dependent cysteine-type endopeptidase activity. Gene Ontology annotation, biological process: proteolysis. NCBI's taxonomy places the organism in Eukaryota, Viridiplantae, Streptophyta, Magnoliopsida, Proteales, Nelumbonaceae.